AUGUUCUUUGCACCGGGGAGAAAAUACGCCGUUUUAGGAGCAUCAACCAACAGAGGGAAGUUUGGUAAUAAGAUACUCAGGUGGUAUAUCAAUCAUAAAUUACCAGUGAAACCCAUAAACCCUAGUGCCGAAGAAGUCGAGGGAGUGAAGGCGUACCCUACUUUGAAUAAGUAUAUUGAAGAUUUGAGUAUAAGCGAUGAACCAAUUGGUGUGAGUGUGGUUACGCCUCCACAAGUUAGCUUUGAGAUGUUCAAGGAAGUUUUAGAGAAACGAAACGCUGAUAAGAUUGCCAGUAUAUGGUUCCAACCUGGUAGUUUCGAUUCCAAAGUGGUCAAGUAUGUCAUUGAGAAACUGGGAGUAUCAAAAGAUUCCGUUAUUUCUAAUAACGAUUGUAUAUUAGUAUCAGGUGAAGGCAAGUUGAGGGAUGAGAUCUGA
Messenger RNA from Pichia kudriavzevii, 435 nucleotides. RefSeq lists its product as uncharacterized. Bases 1 to 435 code for a protein of 144 amino acids. The transcript has a single exon. The record is from RefSeq and is a predicted model, not a curated record. Lineage: Eukaryota; Fungi; Ascomycota; Pichiomycetes; Pichiales; Pichiaceae.